AUGCCUGUUGCCCAGCGAGGUGCCCAAGAUGACUGCACCAAGUUCACCGUCGGCGACGCCAACAAUGGCGGUAACAACGGCGGCAACAACAACAACAACAAUGGUGGCAACAAUGGUGGAAACAACAACAACAACAGUGGGUCUAAUGGCCAGAAUGCCGGCAACAACGGCAAUGCUAAUAACGGGCAGAAUAACGGUAACAACGGCAACAACCAAGGCAAUAAUAACGCCGGCCAGGGCGGGAACCAGGGCGGCAACCAGGGAGGUAACAACGGCGGCAACAAUGGUGGAAACAACGGCGGUAACAAUGGUGGAAACAAUGGCGGUAACAACGGCGGCAACAAUGGCGGUAACAACGGUGGCAACAACGGCGGCAACGGAGGAGGUGCCGGAGGUGCCACCGCGGCGAACGCUGUAGCCGGCAUUGCGGCGCCCGCCGUUGAGGACUCUGGCAAUGGAGAUAGGCCCUUCCAAGUCAACGGGAACACUUUCGUUAACAAGGAGGCAGCAGUUCAGCGAGCGUGCGAUAUCCAGAACAACAGCUGCUCGGACGCAGUCAAUGGCGGCCAGGCUCAAGGUUUGACCCUCGCGGACUGCAAUGCCCAGGUCGCCAAAUGCGUAUCAGAACUCUCAUAA
This is a messenger RNA of Parascedosporium putredinis, 636 nucleotides long. The record is from the annotation of a GenBank genome assembly. Lineage: Eukaryota; Fungi; Ascomycota; Sordariomycetes; Microascales; Microascaceae.